This is a messenger RNA of Elaeis guineensis (African oil palm), 3652 nucleotides long. RefSeq lists its product as uncharacterized. The record is from RefSeq and is a predicted model, not a curated record. NCBI's taxonomy places the organism in Eukaryota, Viridiplantae, Streptophyta, Magnoliopsida, Arecales, Arecaceae.
ACACAGCAAGGGAAGAAGAAUCCCCAAAUCACAAUCCCAAAUUCCCAACGAAACACACUCCCCUGUGAACUCAUGCCCCUUGUCUCUCUCAUUCGUCCUGUUCUCUUAGGUGAUUCCAGAGACCUGGAACGAGAGCCAGUCUCUGCUCGUCCUGAUCUUCCCUAUGGGAAGCAGGCCCAGCUAAUUUCCUAGGAGAAGGGGAUAGAGAGAGAUUAGAAGAGUUGCCUUAGUGUCUAGAUCCUGCUGCAUUGCAGUCUCUUCCUUCCUCCCUCCCAAGGCUACCUGAUUUGGUCUGCACACUCUACGGAACUGUCAUAUGCUGAUGCAUCGCAACCUUUUUGCCACUUGUAAUGCUCAAACUUGCUGCUUAUAUGUUCAGCAGCCUGUCUGUCCUAGCAUGUCCAAGUGAUUCAUAAGCUGAGAGUCUGCCAAUUGUUCUUCGCUUCAUCAAAGGAAAUGGUGGUGCAGUUUUAUAUAUUGUCAUGAGAGCUGAUAGUUGAAUUCCUUUUUGCAUGUGUCGAACUUCAUAGUCAUGGCUUCAGCAUUACAAGCAGAUGAAGCAGCUCAUGAGGAAACCAGAGUAAUGGAGAAUAAUGCACAAGAAAAGAGAAACUCACUUCAGCAUCACUUCGCAAAAUCAUCAAAGGAGAUGGAGCUAACCCCAAGACGAAGCAGGAGUAUGAAAAUGAGAGAGGAGAAGACCUUGGAAACCACAAAGCUUAAUGCCUCAAUAGGUUCAGAUCAACAUGCUUUGAGUGUGAGUUCAGUCUCUUCAAUGCCUUCUGGGUGCUAUCAAAAGCCUUGGCUUAGUAGGAAGGCAGUUCGAGCUGAAGAGCUGAUCAAACACAUGUCAAAGGUUCCAAGUUAUCUCCAGCACAUCAGGAGAGGAGAUAACAUUCAGGCGAAGGCACUAAAUUUUGGAGUUCUUGAUUGGGGGCUUCUUGAGAAGUGGAUAUCCCAUACGAAACGUGUGGCAAAUGGGAGAGGUGAAAAUUCUUCAUGUAGUGGCAACGGGUCCUCAUCAUUUUCUGCAUUUGGAUCAUCUAUCCACUCUCAUUUAAGCACAGGUAUCCCUAUUCCUGGAAGGAAGCAAACUGCUUCUAGGGAUAGUCAUCAAAAUCCAUCUGUUUUGGGAAGCCUAACACAGUUGAUGGAGAAGAGAAGUCCGAAAGAUGUCAUGGAUUUUCAGGAUUCAAGAACUUCGGCCAUAAAGUUUUCUACCGGACAUGACCAGCAUCUUGAUGCAGAUUGUGGUCCAACUGCUAACUGUUCAUCAUUCGGGCAUUCAAAAGACAAGAGACAAAAUUCAGGUUCAAAAGCCACAUCUCAUAACGUGUCCAUACCUCCAGACUCUAGCACUUCCUGUUCAACUUCCAAAUGUGAUGAUGCCUUGGCUUUUAUACACAAGGCAGUAGAGGCUGCAGAUGGUAGAUCGAAGAAAACAGAACAAAAGCAAUACCUGACUUUGUUGCAGAACAAGGAAUGCAUGUGGGAUCAUCUCAGACACAGUAUUCGUGUGAGACAUAGUAGCUUUGAUUGCUUGAUAUCUAAUGAUGGAAUGCCAGCAGAAAGAUACCGCAGCAGUUUCUCAGGUAGCUUUCCUGAGGAUGUCCAGACCACCCAUGAAUCUCCUCAUGUUCCCAGCUCAUGUCCACUUCUCUGCAGCAUUUCGACCAAUGAACCUGAUUCAGGCAGCAACAUUUUGCAAGAAAACAAAGUUUCAAUCAUUGAACCAGAAGGCCGAAAUGGGAAACAUGGCCAAUUUACUAGCAGUUCUUCAGAGCAGUUAGUUAAUACAAUUAAUAAAUCAGGACGAGGUGAAGUAAAAGCAAUUGCUGCAACAGGAAGAAAAUUGCCCCACCAUCUGUCAGUUGCUGGUCCAACUUUGAUGGGCAGCAGCUCAUGGGAAGGUUCAUCUGUACGACAAUCAAAAUCAAUGGCUUGUCCAGACAAGUCUGAUGGUGAUAAGGCAGCGGCAAAUAACAGAGGUAGGUACAGCCCGUUGAGGAGGAUAUUAGACCCAAUACUUAAGCCAAAGCACCACAUUUAUUCUUCUGUGCCAAUCGCAGCUUCACCUGUUCGUAACUCUCAUGAGCUAAACACUGACAAGUCUAUGAUGAGGGCAGACUUAGCAUCAACACAGGGGCCAUGCAACUCAUCUGAUACAGGCAUUAAUUUCACUUGGCAAUCGAGGGAAAAUUUGAACUUGUCAAGUCAGAUGCCCAAUAGCAGCAGAGGAUCACUCCUAGACGAGGGGCAGCUGGCUUCAACAAGGCACUCUCUUCUGCAACUAGCUUGGAAGAAUGGACUACCUUUGUUUAUGUUCUCAUCGAGUGACGGUGAUAUUCUUGCAGCCACAGUGAGUAAGAAAAGUGUCUCUAAGAAAGACACUUGCGAAUGCAUUUAUACAAUUUUCUCCGUUCACGAAGUCAAGAAGAAAAGCGGAGUGUGGAUUAACCCUGGAAGCAAGAGUAAGAAGCAUGGGCUGCUUUCUCAUGUCCUUGGCCAGUUGAAGGUUUCGUCUUCCAUGCUCGCCGGUCAUGAUUCCAGGGGUCACUCUGUUUUGAGGGAAUUAGUUUUGUUUGGUGCUGAGAUGGCACCGACGUGCCAUGAAUCUACUGGUUCCCUGUUCAGUAGUGAGCUUGCCGCCAUUAUUACAGUGGAUCCUCAAGAGAUGCCAGAAGGUUCGAGUGUUCAUUCAAUCCACCGCGGCAAUGGCAAGCAUUCAUCACUGACAAAUUCGGCAGAACAAAUAUGUUAUUUUCGCCCAGAAAAAGGUCUGCAGGUUGAUAAGAAUAAUGAAAAUUCAUCGCUAUCUACAUUCAUAGCCAUACUCCCAAGUGGGAUUCAUGGAUUGCCAGAUAAAGGAGGACCCUCCCCCUUGAUCCAACGAUGGAAAUCAGGUGGAGCUUGCGAUUGUGGUGGUUGGGAUGAGGGCUGCAUGUUGACGAUCCUGACGAACAAUCAAGAGAAAAGGAGUUUGUGUUUAGUCCAUGCUAGUUGCAGCACUGAUGGUACUCACCAAUUCGAAUUGUUCGUUAAGGGUGGGUCUCCUGAAAGCAAGCAUGCCUUCCGUAUGGUUUCUUCCAAAGAGGGACUACAUGCAGUUGAUUUCAGGUCAUCUAUUGCUUCAUUGCAGGCUUUUGCAAUUUGUAUAGCUAUUCUCCACAGCAGGAAUUCUACUAUCCGUGCAAUGGAAGCAGAGUCCUUGCAGGAACAUAUAUUUUCUGAAAAUGUGGGGAAGGCUCCUGCAAAUUAUGUACCAAACCGUCCACCUCUUUCCCCAGUUGGAAGAGCUUAAUUGCCCUCUGCUAGCAUGGGCAUAACAUCUUGGCAGGCGCUUUGAGUUCUAUCUGCUACUUCCCAUUUAGUGACACAAUCAAAUGGACCUGCCUCUAGUUAUAGCUGUCUCCCAUCUGCUAGCAUUUGGUAACGCAGCUGGGGGAGUUUAAAGCCGCGUGUGACCGAAAACUGCGGGGUUACAAGUUGUUGUUGUUGUAGUAUAUCAAUAUAACCAGCUGUAGAAAAAUAUCGCUCUCAGCAGGUAUUAUAUCAAUAUAAACAGCAGUCAGGAAAAUAUUGCUCUCAAGGUGAAAAAAAAAGGAAUCUUUUUGUUAUGUUACAUUAUUAGAAAAUAAUCUUUGUGUUGGGA